Molecule: messenger RNA, 864 nt
Organism: Thunnus maccoyii (southern bluefin tuna)
Lineage: Eukaryota; Metazoa; Chordata; Actinopteri; Scombriformes; Scombridae
Product: free fatty acid receptor 3-like
Exons: 1
Coding region: 1-864 (287 amino acids)
Biological process (GO): positive regulation of Rho protein signal transduction; phospholipase C-activating G protein-coupled receptor signaling pathway
Cellular component (GO): membrane
Molecular function (GO): G protein-coupled receptor activity
Source: RefSeq, a predicted model, not a curated record
AUGGGCAUUGUGGUGGACUGGGUCAUAUUCUUUGUAGGAUUACCUGAAGUCUGCCUUGCCGGCUACGCUCUCCUGUGUCUACUCAAGAAGGAAACAGCAGCUCCGAUCUUUGCCAUAAACUUGCUCCUGUCAGACCUAAUUCAGAUCGGGAUCACAAUUGUCUUUAUCGUAAGUAGGUUUUUUGACGCUUCCUAUCAGCCUUUCAUCAGAGCCCGCUGUAUCGCACGACUGCUCGUCCGCUUGGGCCUGACCUCCAGUUUGGGUUUCAUGCUGCUGAUUUCUGCAGAGAGGUAUUUAUUGGUGGCUUUCCCAGUGUGGUACCACACAAAGAACAAUGCAAAGUUUUCUAUCCUGAUCUCAGUUUGCAUGUGGACCCUCUCACUGGCCUACAGCUCUCUGGAUUAUGUCUUCUUGACCAACAAAAGGGUCUCCUUGUUGCUAUUCUCCAUCAUCUGCCUCCUCCCUGCUCCAUUUCUUGUGGGUUUCUUCACAGCCACAUGGAAAGCCCUCAGCAGGAGUAUAGCCAUGAGACGUGAAAAGAAAAACAGGAGGAGGGUUUUGGGGGUUCUGGGUCUGGUAUUGGGGACAUAUAUAGUUUUGUUCUUCCCCUUCAGUUUCAGGAACCUUUACUACUCUCUCAAAGGUGACACAGAUGCAGAGGACUUGGUCAAGGAUUGGUCUCUUGUUGUGACUAGUGCCCUGGUCUACAUUAGUCCUAUGAUAGACUCUUUAAUCUAUAUUUUCAUGAGGAGGGACAUAAAGGACACAAUGGAAGCAUUUGCCUGCUGCAGAACACCACUGAUGAAGCUUCAAGAGCUUCAGGAAAAGCUAACAGACACUUCCCAGAUAGAUACGGCUUUGUAG